Molecule: messenger RNA, 801 nt
Organism: Elephantulus edwardii (Cape elephant shrew)
Lineage: Eukaryota; Metazoa; Chordata; Mammalia; Macroscelidea; Macroscelididae
Product: developmental pluripotency-associated protein 4-like
Exons: 2
Coding region: 1-801 (266 amino acids)
Biological process (GO): system development
Cellular component (GO): nucleus
Molecular function (GO): chromatin binding
Source: RefSeq, a predicted model, not a curated record
AUGACGCCCAUAGGGCGCAAAGUCACACACCUUCCAGAUCACCUCCCGCAUAAACUUGGUGUGUUUGGUGAGGUACUCUCGGCGGCGGCUGUGCCUCGGUCUGCCCACGUUCUUGGUUACUUUGUGGCCUCGUGGUGGCCCACGACCAUAGGUCAGGAUGACUCUAGACCACGGAAGAAGGCUGACAUUCCCCCAUUACCUACUGAGUUGCCACCAAUUAACAAUGUUCACCGAGACACUGUACGCGGCUGGUGCCAGCUGUUGAAACUGAGCACUAAGGGGCAGAAGGUGGAAAAUUAUCAGCGGAUCCUUCAAAGAUGUUUUCCACAUCAAAAGGAUACCAUAGGAGAAGGUGAAAAUACACGACUACAAAGAAAAUUAAAAGUGGACAAGGAGAAGAAAUCUAAGGAAAGGAACAGGUCCUCUGAGAAGAGUGGCCCUCCUAACCUGGCUCCUGCCCCUGAGAUGGAGACCUCCGUCCUGGACGGUACUCUCAUGAAGGUAGAGAAAACUAUUGUAGUGUCAACUUCCACCACAGAGGCUGGGAAAUCAUCAAAAGAGGCUGAAGAUCUUAAAUGGUGUUUAGUACAUGAGAAAUGUCUUCCUGGAAAUACAAAAGGUUGGACUCGACUGCAGUGCCAUCCUGGACAAGAGUGGGUCCCUGACAGACUGGACAAUGUGAUUGCUCUCUUCUUGACACCGGCCCUUGUUUGCACACCUCCACACAUGGAAGACAAUUUGCUGUGCCCCGUCUGUGUUCAGAGGAACAUUGUGUUAAUGAAAAGCCUCCAAUGUGAAUGA